AUGUCGGUCUCCAAACUACAGGACACAGACGAGGUUUUUGAUUUUACCGCUGUGGUUCCAGAGACGCCGCGCCUGGACAGUAGCCUGCAGAAGGCCCGAGCCCGGCUCCUGGCCAAGGGCCGCCGCCACCGGCCCUCCCGCUCCCGCCUGCGAGACAGCGCCAGCUCCACCGAGGGCGACGAGGGGCCCGAGGCGGCGGGAGCCGAGGGUGACGGUGGCCCCCCGGCCCCCUCGCCCUUCUCCCGCGACGCCGAGUUCUCCUUCGACGGGGGGGCGGUGCGGCGGGUGCUGGGGGACCCCCCGGCCCCCUCGUCCCCCCUCAGCCGCUACCGGCCCCUCACCGACGCCUCGUCCCAGGAGGGGCUGGCGGGCACCCCCUCGCCCAAGUCCUGCCACAGCUCCGACAGCUCGCGCUUCGCCCGCCGCGACGCCCGGCCCCAGCGGCACAGUGAAGACGACAGCCGGGACAUGAGCCCCCCCGAGCCGGCCAGCCCCACCGUGGGGCUCGAUAAGAAAACACGGAGGAAGUUCUUGGAUUUUGGGGUGACCCUGCGCCGGGCGUCCUCCAGCAAGAGCCGGAAGGAGAAGGGCAGCAACCGCCUGUCCAUGGGCAGCAGGGAGGCGGCGGAGGGUCCCGGCCGCCCCUCGGGGUCACCCUUCCUGCCCUUCUCCUGGUUCUCGGACGGCGCGAGGGGCUCGGCCUCCCCCGGCUCCGCGUCGCCCGCCGGCUCCCCCCGGCACGAGGGGCUCAGCCCCGCCAAAUCUGCCUCCCAGGACUCGACGCUGAGCGAGGACUCCCCACCGCGCAGCGCCAGCCCGCGCCUGCCCGGCCCCACCGCCACCAAGUGCUCCUACCCCUACCACACCCUCUCACAGUCCUCGGACGAGUUCCUGGAUGAGCCCCCCGGCGCGGGCCGCGGGCUGGACGUGCGGCAGGUGGGACAGUGGCUGGAGAGCCUCAACCUGGAGCAGUACGUGGAGGAGUUCUCGGCCCACGGCAUCGAUGGUCCACGGCUCCUGCACCUUGAUGGCGCCAAGCUCAAGGCGCUGGGCGUGGGCAGCUCACAGGACCGCGCGGUGCUGAAGCGGAAGCUGAAGGAGCUGAGCCUGGCGGUGGAGAAGGAGCGCAAGGCCCAGGAGAAGGCGGAGAAGCAGCGGGAGAAGCAGAAGAGGGACCAGGAGCAGCGGCGGAGCUAA
Gavia stellata (red-throated loon) is the source of this 1197-nucleotide messenger RNA. It is a transcript of the gene SAMD14, whose product is annotated as sterile alpha motif domain containing 14. Gene Ontology annotation, cellular component: actin cytoskeleton; dendrite; postsynaptic density. Gene Ontology annotation, biological process: calcium-mediated signaling; neuron projection development; actin filament organization. The record is from RefSeq and is a predicted model, not a curated record. Lineage: Eukaryota; Metazoa; Chordata; Aves; Gaviiformes; Gaviidae. Gene Ontology annotation, molecular function: actin filament binding.